UUUCUGAUAAAGUGUCCAACCCAUCUCAGUCACCUCACUGCCCCAUCCACAAGGCGAGUAUUCCAAUAAAGAGAAGCACAGGGGUCGAACCUCCAACUCAAGUAACACAGUAAAGAAGUACAUCACUAGACAGCACAGGCAUUGUUUAAACCCAAGAUGGCAGAGCGCUACGACUGUCACUACUGCAAAGAGUCUCUGUUUGGAAAGACGUAUGUUCUGCGUGAUGAGAAUCCAUACUGUGUGAAGUGCUAUGAGAGCCUUUAUUCCAACACCUGUGAGGAUUGCAAGAAACCAAUUGGCUGCAACACCAGAGAUUUGUCUUACAAGGAUCGUCACUGGCAUGAUGAAUGCUUCCACUGCUUCAAAUGUCGCCGUUCUCUGGUGGACAAGCCGUUUUCUACCAAGGAUGAGCAGCUAUUGUGUACCGAGUGUUACUCUAAUGAGUAUUCCUCCAAAUGCUAUGAGUGCAAGAAGACCAUCAUGCCUGGCUCCAGGAAGAUGGAGCAUAAGGGGAAUAGCUGGCAUGAGACCUGCUUUACCUGCCAGCGCUGCCAGCAGCCCAUUGGUACCAAAAGCUUUAUUCCCAAGGAUAACAGUAACUACUGCGUGCCCUGCUAUGAGAAGCAGUUUGCAUUGCAAUGUGUGCACUGCAAGAAGCCAAUCACCACUGGUGGCGUGACCUACCAUGAUCAGCCGUGGCAUAAGGACUGUUUCCUUUGUACUGGCUGUAAGCAGCAGUUGUCUGGCCAGCGUUUCACCUCUCGUGAUGACUUUGCCUACUGCCUCAACUGCUUCUGCAACUUGUAUGCUAAGAAGUGUGCUGCCUGUACCACCCCUAUUAGCGGCUUAGGAGGCAGCAAAUACAUCUCCUUUGAAGAGAGACAGUGGCACAAUGACUGCUUCAACUGCAAGAAAUGCUCAAUAUCCCUGGUGGGUCGUGGGUUCCUGACGGAGAGAGAUGACAUUUUGUGCCCUGAAUGCGGCAAAGAUAUCUGAUCAGGCACCAUAGCACUGCCUAACCUGUAAUUCGUUUAUCAAAGUUACAGAAAAAUAUCUGAUCAAAGUUCUCUUUAAAAAGUUAGGUCUCUUUAGAGGCCACCUGCAUGCCAAGAUCUACAGUAUUACUAUAAUUUUGUGACAUGUUUCAGUGUGAAAGUUUAUAAUCUUCUUUAUUUAGAGAUGAGAAUGCAUUAGAAAUGUUUCAUUUGGAAGAUCUGUUUGUAACUAACAUUUGCUUUUGACAUCAAUAUCUCCCAUAGAUGUCUAAAAAUGUAGUAAAUCUUUCAGCUCUUAAUAAACUCAUUCGAAAGGCAUU
Messenger RNA from Misgurnus anguillicaudatus (oriental weatherfish), 1315 nucleotides. It is a transcript of the gene fhl2b, whose product is annotated as four and a half LIM domains 2b. Gene Ontology annotation, molecular function: transcription coregulator activity. Gene Ontology annotation, cellular component: Z disc; nucleus. The record is from RefSeq and is a predicted model, not a curated record. Lineage: Eukaryota; Metazoa; Chordata; Actinopteri; Cypriniformes; Cobitidae.